AUGUCUAUUUGUCCUCCGGCAGCAGCAUCAGCAGCACCCAACAGAGGGCAAGAGCAAUCGACCGCAGCAGAAGGAUACAGACAUUUCGCGCGAAUCGCAUAUCUUGCGAGCGAUGUCGUCGUCUCCGUCCAGCCUUCUCAGGCCAACGACUCAGAGUUCUCGUCGCACUUGAAGCGCUACGAGGCGCGCAAGGGCAAGAGCUUGGUGGCCAAGGGCCCUGGUGCUGUUCCCGAGAUUCACGCUGUCAGGCACAACGCCGACCCUCUCCUCUCCGUCUUCGCCCCCAUCCGCGCCGGCAAGCUCGUCUCCGUCACCACGAGCUCCACCACUCUCGUCCCCUCCAUCACUCACCUCUACAAGCUGGCCAACUUCCCCGUCGUCAUCCACGUCUCUCUCCAGCCCGCCAGCUUCCCUGACUACUCAGCCAUCACCGCCAUUCGCAAUGCCGGGUGGACCUUCCUGCAGUCCGAGAGCCUGCAGGAGGCCCAAGAUCUGGCCCUGACUGCCCACGCCCUGGCUCUGCGCUCCGGCAAGGGUGUCAUCCACUUCUUCGCCACGGCGUCGUCUGAAGACGAUGAGCCCAUUGACGCCGAGGAUAUUGACGUUGUGAGGGAGGUCCUCGACCUCGACACCGUUUUUUUUAUUCCAGUCCAGUGCCGAUGCCGGCUCUGGCAUCUACGCUGA
This is a messenger RNA of Verticillium alfalfae VaMs.102, 684 nucleotides long. Its product is annotated as sulfite reductase. Gene Ontology annotation, molecular function: oxidoreductase activity. NCBI's taxonomy places the organism in Eukaryota, Fungi, Ascomycota, Sordariomycetes, Glomerellales, Plectosphaerellaceae. The transcript is spliced from 3 exons. The coding region runs from base 1 to 684 and encodes 227 amino acids. The record is from RefSeq and is a predicted model, not a curated record.